Molecule: messenger RNA, 591 nt
Organism: Colletotrichum acutatum
Lineage: Eukaryota; Fungi; Ascomycota; Sordariomycetes; Glomerellales; Glomerellaceae
Exons: 2
Coding region: 1-591 (196 amino acids)
Source: RefSeq, a predicted model, not a curated record
AUGUCUUGGCUCGGUUCGACGAUCCAAACUAUCACGAUCCCGUUUCUGAGACCCUCGUUGACGUACGUACCACCUGUGCGUACGCAGUACGGUUCAGGUCUCCGCCUUCAGCUCGACUACCUGAGUACAACACAAUUCAGCCCGCGCUCUCUCGCACCCUUUGGCUUUUACUCACCUUGCGAGAUCGAACCCCUGGCACUAACCACUUCUGCACCUGCCAUGACGGGGCCUGCCCUGCCAGUGGAUCAUCCAAAACCGGGACUCGGUUGUUUCAACCGUAGCAUCACAGCGAUAUAUGGAAACGUCCAUUGCUUUCACCGCCGUGGAGCACCACGCAGUAUUAGAUGGCAUACUUUCGACCAAGUCUACCUCCUACGUGCUAAGACUAUCGUGGGGCGCAAAAGGACGGAGGUGCUCCAUGGGUUGUCCAUCAGUCGCGAUAUUGGUGCCAUACCGCUGUCGCCGAGGCGUCAACCACGCCUUGGGCAAGCCGAUGAUCUCGAGACGGGAGCUUUCAACCUGUCACCGGACCCUGAAAGACACUGCCAGGCGGCCAGCCCGGGUGGCCUGUGCCUACGCCAUCGCGUCUAG